AUGCGCCUCCAGGUUCAGGAUGGCAUGACUUCAAGAGAAAUAAGAUUUGAGCAACUUCAUAAAAGAAAAGCUGCUGCAAUGAUUGCUAAAGUAGAUGAUAUUCUGAAGGGCCUUGAGAAAGAAUUCAAUAGCAAUUCUAACAUAGAAAUCAGAGAAGUUGCCUUUAUCAUUGGACCAACAAUUCACUGUCCUAAGGAAGUGUAUAUAUUUAAAUUUCCUGAAGCAUAUCCUAACAAGGAUCUUAGGAAAAGUGUUAAAAGUGAUCUAAUGAGACAUGUGGUACUUAACCCUGACUUCACAAAUUUUAUUUCAAAACCAAUUCAAGUGACGAACAUGUAUGUUAUGGUCAAGAAACCAAAAGGGGAUGUAGCAACAUGGAUCUGCCCUACAUCAAAUUACAAGAUUCCAACAAGGGCUCCUCAAGUAGAAAUUGAACUACUAUGUGACAAUCCCAAAUGUGUAAACCCACAAGUAGACAGUAUUUUAGAAAAGAUAAGUGGAUUAAAUGUUUCAAAGUCCUGUUGUCCUCACCAUAUUUUGAGUCAGCAAAACAGUAAAUCAAAUAUUGCAGCACAAAAACGAAUUUACCCUGAAGAAAAUAAUAUUUUAGAUGAAAUGAAUACAUCUUUGACAUCUUUGUUAAUAAGUAAUGAAUCUCUCAGAAAUUGCCCAGGUGUCUGUGAAUCUGACAAUGGAACUAAAGAUGUAAUAGCUUUGACAGGAAACACACUCAUGCAAGCCCCAACCUCACACCAGGGUGAUAAUCCUUCACAUGCGAAUUGUAAUGCUAUUUCAGCACAUGAGAAUUAUGAUAUUAGUAAAAAGGAACUAAUGCUGCAAAAUAAGACUCAUAAAGAAGGGAAACCAGAGUGUGUAGCUUCAAUGUCAAAUGAACCAAUAUGGUACAUUACUUCAGAGUACCUCCCUUACUUUAAAGUACCUGCUAUUAGUAAAUGCCCCAAUAAUAAGCGUAUAAAACAUUAGAAUAUUGAAGUAUAUUGGUAAAAAAUAUAUUAAGUCAAAUGUCACAAGUAUGAGUUGCCUUACAGGAAUCGGGAGAUAAAAAUGUGAUAAUUAAAUUAAUUUUAAUAGUAUAUAAGAAUGUAUAUCCAUGUUGAAAAUUUUAAUUGAAUGACCCAUUUGAUUUCUUUAUUUUUUAUUUAUAAGGUUAUUUCCUAUUUGUUUUACUCACAAGUACAUGAAUAAAUGCAUGAAAUGUCUUAUUUGCCUUUGUGAGUCAUUACAGAAAUUAUUGAUUUCAUCCAAAGAAUAAUUUAAAAAACUCAUUUUUCCUCCUUAACUUUUCAGAAGAUUUACAGUUAAAUCAGGAAGAUUAAAUAUUUGCUUUAUAUUAAUUUAAUAGAGAAAGUUUCAUUUGAUACCAAAAAUGAUUACUUCAAAUUGCCAACUGAUUUGGGGCUGGAGAAAAUAGAAAGAAAGAAAAAAGGAAGAAAAACACAUGCACACUUCCUAUAAAAAAAAAAAUAAAAAAAGUUAGGUAAAAAAUGUCUCCAAAAUUGAAUAGAAAUGUGUUGAAUUCUUAUGUCAUAUUUUGUGGAUUCUUAAAGAGAAUAAUAUCAUAGAGAGAACUUAAGAUUACACGAUGUUGUGAUAGUCGUGAAUCAAAUUAGUUUAAUUGUGAAUUAGCAAACAAGUUAUUUUGGAUAAAGUCAAUUAUAAGGCACAAUUUAAAUUUUUUUUAUUUCAUAUCAUAAGGUUACU
This is a messenger RNA of Gryllus bimaculatus (two-spotted cricket), 1722 nucleotides long. The record is from the annotation of a GenBank genome assembly. Lineage: Eukaryota; Metazoa; Arthropoda; Insecta; Orthoptera; Gryllidae.